Molecule: messenger RNA, 3121 nt
Organism: Panicum hallii
Lineage: Eukaryota; Viridiplantae; Streptophyta; Magnoliopsida; Poales; Poaceae
Product: transcription termination factor MTERF8, chloroplastic-like
Exons: 2
Coding region: 84-1259 (391 amino acids)
Biological process (GO): chloroplast organization; regulation of DNA-templated transcription
Cellular component (GO): chloroplast
Molecular function (GO): double-stranded DNA binding
Source: RefSeq, a predicted model, not a curated record
CAGGAGCUGAGCUCGGAAGCAAAGCCCCCAAACCCUCUUCCUCCGCCGUUUACCCUUCCGCCGCCGGCUGCCGCCGGAACGCCAUGGUGGUAUCACACCUGCGAGCGGCCCUCUCCCGCAUCCUCCGCUCCCCAUCCCGCCUUCCCGCCUCCUCGCACGACCCUCCCCUUGUCUUCCUCCAGUCUUCCGCUGCCGCCGCGUCCUCUUCCGGCUCCUUCGCGGCGGAGGACUACCUCGUCUCCCGCUGCGGCCUCACCCAGGCGCAGGCGCUCAAGGCCGCCGCCAAGAUCUCCCACCUCCCUUCCCGCGCCAGGCCUGACGCCGUGCUCGCCUACCUCGAGAGCACCCUCGGAAUCCCCGCCGCCGGCGUCGCCAGGGUCGUCGUCAUGGACCCGACCUUCCUCUGCGCCGACGUGGAGCAGACCCUGGCCCGGCGCGUUGCCGACCUGCACGACCUCGGCCUGUCGCGGGACGAGAUCGCGCGCCUCGUUCCCCUCGCCCCCAACUCCUUCCGCAACAGGUUCCUCCGCAGCAAUCUCGAGUUCUGGCUUGCCGAGCUCGGGUCCUUCGACAAGCUCCUGAAGGUCCUCAGGUCGUGCUCCGGCCUUCUCAGCAUGGAUCUGGACAAGGUUGCCAGGCCCAACGUGGACUUCCUCCGGCAAUGCGGCCAGGACAUCUCUGAGAUUGCUGGCACCAAUCUCUACAUCAGUCGGAUCUUCACCAUGAAACCGGAAGUUCUCAAGGAGACUGUCCAGCGAGCGGAGGAGUUGGGCGUCGAGCGUGGUGCCAGAAUGUUCCGCCGCGCUCUUGCUGUGGUUGCUUUUACUGACAGUGAGGUCGUUGCCAGGAGAAUACAGCUGUUACACAAUGCUGGGUUCUCAAAGGAUGAUGUGCUGGCGAUUGCGAGGAAGCAGCCUCUCGUUCUGGGCUUGUCUGAGCAAAAGGUUCAGGUAAAUGUGGAUUUCUUGCUGAAGGAUGUCGGUCUGGAGGUAUCCUAUAUUGUGCGAAGACCAGUGCUGCUCAUGUAUAGUGUUGAGCGGCGGUUGUUGCCCAGGCAUUGCUUGCUCAAAGUUCUCAGGGAGAAGGGUCUGCUGAAGGGUGAGCCGGACUACUAUGGCACUGCCUCAAUGGGUGAGAAGAUUUUUGUGGAGAAGUAUGUGCAUCCUUUCAAGAACCAUGUCCCAGGCCUCACCGAUGACUAUGUCUCCAAAUGUUGGGGGAAGGCAAUGGAUGGAAUUCGUAGCCAAAAGACUGACUGAAUAUUGCUGAAGCUUGUAGUGGAAAGGACAAGUAGGGACUUUUACAAAUUCGCCACUGGUGCAAAUGUUACUUCAGUCACCAUUUAGUUCUCGAUUGAUAUGACAUUUCCUAUUUGCUCUGUAAUUGUUUUUUAAUUACGUGUCAAAGGGGGUAUACUGUACCUCAAAGGCUCUAAUGUCAAGGAGUGCUCAGCUCAGGGGAGUUUGUGUGUUAGACAUAAAAAAGAUCACUUAUUGGUUACAUGGUUUACUAGUUUUUUUUUCUCUUUGAAGAAUAUAUGCAUGCAUAGUACCUUAUGCAUAUAUUUGUAGACAUGCAUCUAUUCAUAAAAGACAGACACGGGUGAGUUGUACUUAGUUUUUUGUAGAGUUACUGCCACUCACAACACUCAUUGCUAGAACCUAACAUGUCACUUGAUAUGGUUAAAUGUUAUUUCCGCAUCUAAGUCGGUCCCAAAAGGCUAGUAUGAUUUGCUAAAGAUACAUAGGUUGAAUAUUUCAGAAGAUUCGUAGCAUUCCCACUCCUUUCUAAAUGCUUCUUGCUCUUAAUAGUUAGCUGUGAAAAAUGUUUUAUUCAGUUCAUUGGAUCAGCUUGAUAAUAUAUUGAUUCUCUUUCUACAGAUCUUGACAGAACCUAGAGCAGCAGUUUAGUGGUCAAGAUCCAUGGUGCUGGCUGACAACCUGCCAUAACAUGCAAGUUGUUUCUAAUUGUCUGAGGGCAGGGUAUAGUUCACUCACUGUCCAAGUUGCCUGUUAUCUUAUGUUUUCCUCUGAAUGUGCAUCAUGAGAAAACAAUAGUGUCUUUCCAUGGUAAUCAAACAAAGGCAACAUGUAACGUAGUCUCUCUUUUAGGUUUUAGAAGCAUUGAGCUUGGGUCAUCUUGUUCUGGAUUUAGACUAUUUGGUUAGAGCACCUGUAGCUCCUUGUUCAGUUCCAUGGUACUUGGACUUAUAGCAUUGGAGUGAGAUAACUGAAGUGGUCUUAAUCUGGCAAGAAUGAUUACACACAGGGAUGCAAGAUUGGAGACAGAUUUUGGCAGCUCACCACCAAGCAUGUCCUAGUGGAGGCUGAUGACACAAUGGCGGGGUGUGGUUUGUGAAGAAAGUGAUGAAAUUCCCUGUCCUGAGCACUUCUUGCGUUGAGCAUGUUGCCUUCAAAGGUAUCUGGGCAAAGUUUUCCAAGGGGAUAUGGUGCCAGUGAGGCUAUUAACGCCUGGCCAUAGGGAGUAGAGCAUGAUUGUGUUGGCUAGUUAAGAUGGAAUUCCUCCGACAAAUUUGUUAUUGAGCAUGGGUAGGCCAGCCCUGUGUUAGAGGGUAGUUUCUCAUGCAUCUUGUUCUCAGUUAAUCCAAGGUCCAUAAGUGAAGGUGUGGAGGGAGAUCCUCAGGGCUGGUGCGUGAGGUGUGGUUUCCUGCUGCUAUGAACGACCUGAGUCCAACGAUUCUACACAAGUCCUCAGGGAUGAUGCCCUCGAGAUGGUUGCUGCUGAGGUUGAUCCCCCUCAGGGAAGAAGAGAUUAGCGAUUGACAGUGGGAUUCCUCCCGUGAGCUGGUUCAUGCCAAAGCCUGAUGCUCACUAGUUUGCUGCAGUUCCUCAGGCCAGCUGAGAUCUCACCCUGGAGUGAAUUGUUUGAGAAGUGAAGAUAUCAUAGCCGGUGUAGGGUGGCCGACAGUUGCAGGGAUUUGAUUUAACAAAGUUGAUGCUGGUAGGAGCCCAUGAAGCAUCUCACAUUCACGGAGGAAAACUCUGAUGAGAAACGACAUGGAUGCAGUGUCCUCAAUUUGCUGCCAUGAAGAAAGACCAAUUGUGUAUGUAUACAUUGUAUAUCGUAGGUCAAAUUUCAAAUGGUAGAACAUGUCUUCGUA